Molecule: messenger RNA, 1201 nt
Organism: Apis mellifera (honey bee)
Lineage: Eukaryota; Metazoa; Arthropoda; Insecta; Hymenoptera; Apidae
Gene: Trm7-32
Product: putative tRNA (cytidine(32)/guanosine(34)-2'-O)-methyltransferase
Exons: 5
Coding region: 86-1198 (370 amino acids)
Biological process (GO): tRNA methylation; cytoplasmic translation
Cellular component (GO): cytoplasm
Molecular function (GO): tRNA methyltransferase activity
Source: RefSeq, a predicted model, not a curated record
AUCAUGUUUAUCAACAUGACUAGUGACUAAAGCUAACCAAAACGUAUAACAACAAUAAACAACAAGCAUUGUACAUUAGUCAAUAAUGGGAAAAACAUCAAAAGAUAAACGAGAUAUAUAUUAUCGACGAGCAAAAGAAGAAGGAUGGAGAGCAAGGAGUGCUUUUAAAUUGCUUCAAAUAGAUAACGAAUGUCAUAUUUUAGAUGGAGUAAACAAAGCUGUGGAUUUGUGCGCUGCACCCGGGAGCUGGAGUCAAGUUUUAUCACGAAGAUUAAAUGAGAAUUAUAAAAAAGCUUUGGAAACAGGAAAUGCAAUACCUCCAAAAAUAGUUGCAGUUGAUUUACAAGCUAUGGCACCAUUGGAAGGAGUGAUUCAAAUUCAAGGAGACAUUACGAAUAUUGAUACUGCAAAACAAAUUAUCUCUCAUUUUGAUAAUGAACAAGCUGAUUUAGUAGUUUGCGAUGGAGCACCUGAUGUGACAGGUUUACAUGAUAUGGAUAUUUAUAUCCAAUCUCAGUUAUUAUUAGCAGCUCUGAAUAUUACUACUCACAUAUUAAAGCAAGGAGGCACAUUUGUUGCAAAAAUAUUUAGAGCUAAAGAUGUGACUUUGCUCUAUGCUCAACUAAAAAUAUUUUUCCCCUAUGUCUAUUGUACGAAACCUAGCAGUUCUCGUAACUCUAGUAUUGAAGCAUUUGUAGUUUGUAAAGAUUAUUCACCACCAGAAGGUUAUAAACCUCAUAUGAUGAAUCCUCUUUUAACACAUAAACCAUGUGAUUUUAAUGACCUUACAGGAAUUAAUAGAGUUAUUGUUCCAUUUGUUGUUUGUGGUGAUCUUAGUCAGCCUGAUUCUGAUACGUGUUAUCCAUUGGAUUUUGAAGGAAAAACAUAUACUUAUCACGAACCGGUCCAAACACCGAUUUCACCACCUUACAAAGAAGCACUCAGUUUGAUGGAAGAUAGAGAUACCGAUUUCAGAAGAUUCGAUGUUAAUGUAGUUGUAGAUAAUUUAAGUUCAUUGACUAUUGAGGACUUUAAAAAACAAGCGAAGCAAAAACAUAAAGAGAUAAAUGAAACUAAAAGGAUCGAAUUGCAAGAUAAUAAAAAAGAUGAUAGCGAGGAAGAUAUAUUGGGACUUGACAAGUUAAUGCCCACCGAAUUAUUUGAUGAAUCUGAAAAUAAAAAUAAUGAUAAUAUGUAAAAA